AUGUCAUUUAUGAUUGACCAGAUUCUUGCAUCAUCAUCAUCAUCAACAAAUAAAAGUGGAAGAUCACCUCUUCAAUCUUUAACAAAUACUCUUAUGAAUAUUUCAACAAUAAAUAAACCAAAAGAACGACGAAUGUGGCAAUGUGAAAUGUGUCCAAAAGCAUUUGAUCGUCCAUCAUUGUUAACUCGACAUAUUCGUACACAUACUGGUGAAAAACCACAUGAAUGUGAUGUAUGUACAAAAGCAUUUUCAACAUCAUCAUCAUUGAAUACACAUCGUCGAAUUCAUUCUGGUGAAAAACCUCAUGUUUGUGAAAUAUGUCAUAAAUGUUUUACUGCUUCAUCUAAUCUUUAUUAUCAUAAAUUAACACAUAGCAAAGAAAAACCUCAUAAAUGUAAUCAAUGUUCGAAGAGUUUUGCAACACCAGGUGAUCUUCGUUGUCAUUCACAUGUUCAUAAUGGUACAUGGCCAUUUCGAUGUUCAAUAUGUACACGAGGAUUUUCGAAACAAACCAAUCUUAAAAAUCAUCUUCUUAUUCAUAGUGGACAAAAACCAUUUGAAUGUCAAUAUUGUACAAAAAAGUUCUCUUUAUCUUGUAAUCUUCGAUCACAUAUUCGUACACAUCAUAAUGAAUUACCACUAGAUUUUUCUUCAUCAUCAUCAACAUAUUCACAAAAUCAAUCGUUAUCAAUUGUUGACGAUGAAAAUGAAGAUGAUAUGAUCGAUGUUGAAAAUGAAUAUUAA
This is a messenger RNA of Adineta steineri, 744 nucleotides long. Lineage: Eukaryota; Metazoa; Rotifera; Eurotatoria; Adinetida; Adinetidae. The record is from the annotation of a GenBank genome assembly.